AUGGGAGCAUCCAUUGGUUUGGGCUCGGUUGCAGUGUUCUUGCAAGUGGUAGCCUUGGCGUUCCUUAUCUUGGCCAUCAUCUCCGUGCCUGUAGUCAAAUCGUUGAGUCUUGGUUCAACUUCAAACUACACAUAUGGUGUGUUUGGAUACUGUAAUGGGUCUGACUGUAUCAAGGCCACCUAUCCGUGGGUACCUUCCCAGGUCAAGGACAACGUUCGUGACUGGGCCAUGAGUUCAUCUGCGCGUGACUCCUUAGCUAAAAUCUUGAUCAUUGGUCCAAUUGCUGCUGGUCUUGUGUUUUUCCUGGUUAUCUUCUCCCUUGCUGGACUUUUCGCUACCCACAUUGUUGGUGUAAUUGCCCUUGUGGUGGCCAUCUUGGCCUUUUUGACCACCGCUGUCAUUUGCAUUGCUGUUGUGAUGCUUUUCUUCCCGCAUGUUUCCUGGACUGGUUGGAUCUUGGUUGGUGCUGCCGCUGCCAUGUUGAUCUCCAUCCCUCUUUUACUCCUUGCCACAAAGUAUGGCUCGUAUGAAGAGUUGGAAAAUGAUUCCUCAUCAAGAGAAGACUUGACUCGCUUUGAAGACUAUGGUGAAGAACUGAAAUUUGGUUAUGUUCCUCCUCCACAAUCACAAACUUUGGGAGGUGGCUUCCCUAAACAACCAAACACAUACGCAGACACUACAACUUCGUCUAUCUCGAGAGAAUACGAUUAUAAGCCAGUGGUGACCACCUUGGGCAAUGGAUACAAUCCUACCACCACGCGUGACAAUAACUCGAUAUAUAAUGCAAACCCUCAGAAAACUUUUGAUUUCACUCAAAAGGAAGGUGUUUCAUCUGCACCAACUAGACCGGCUUAUGUUGCUGGCCAAUCGGGAACUGGAUCUUCUACAUCCAAUUAUUAUAGCGGAGAAGACAAGGUAUCAUUAGUCAAUGGCCCCAACACUCCAGUUUCGUCUCAAAGAAACAUGGCGCCAACCAUUGUUCCCACUGUUGCCACCCCAACUCUUCAUGACGCACCAUUAUCGAAGGUCCCAGCCGUACCGUACCCUGUUUCCACCUAUGGACUGCCUAACGACCCAGUUCGUACUCCGUACAAUCCAACCGUUUUUGAACAUCACCCAGAAGUUGAAGGUCAUAAACCAUUCACUGAACUUCGUGACGAUGAUGUCAACAAAUUUGCCAAUGAAGAACCCCCAAUUGAUUCCGAUACUGAAUCUGAUUUCACUAGUGUGUCACAACGUGCGCCAAAUCCACAGUACUAUCAAGGAAAUCUGCCGGAACGUGGCCAUGCUCCACCACCACCCCCUCAUGUUCAACAGUUCCAUCUCCCACAACAGCAACCACACCUUGUGCGUGUUCCUAUGAUGCAACAACAUCAACAGCAACCAUUACAAAUUCCACCACAACAACACUAUCAACAACAACAGCAACAACAACAACCUUAUUCGUAUGGUCAACUGGCAUACUCUACUCCUGCACCACCACCACCUCCUCCACACGGUCCUUCUUCAAACAUAGGAUACUUCAACCAGGUCCCUCCACCACAACAACAGCAACAAAGAGGACCCACGGUUGCCGAUAGCGUAUUAAAUAACAAUCCAGACUUUGCAAUUGGCGGAGGGUUCAAGAAGAAUAACAGGCAAAAUAUGAGUAAUAUUGCACGCGGACCACGUAGAUUAAGUAACUCUGGUAUGCCUGCUGCUAGCAUGACUAGAGAUGGGCCAUAUAGUUUCCGUUAA
Molecule: messenger RNA, 1737 nt
Organism: [Candida] anglica
Lineage: Eukaryota; Fungi; Ascomycota; Pichiomycetes; Serinales; Debaryomycetaceae
Source: the annotation of a GenBank genome assembly